GCCGCGGGUCGCAGGUGUCCGGGGUGGGCGCGCGCUGCCUGCCGCUUGAGCCCCGAUGGCUGCCCGCGGUUUCGCCGACCGCCUCCGAGGCUCGCGGCGCUUCUGGAGCGGCUUCGUGGCCGGGGCCGCGCUGGGCGCCGCCGGGGCCGGGCUUGCGGCCCUGCCGCUGCUCCGGAGUCGGGGCUCAAAGCCGGCGCCGGACGGUUCUGUAGAAAAAGCUGUCUUGGAACAAUUUGGAUUCCCUUUAGCUGGAACAGAGACAAGGUGUUACACUAAUCAUGCCUUGUCUUACGAUCAGUCCAAGCGGGUCCCGAGAUGGGUUCUUGAACAUAUAUCCAAGAACAAGAUAUUAGGUAAUGCAGACAGAAAACAUUGUAAAUUCAAGCCUGAUCCCAACAUCUCUCCGACCUUCAGUGCGAUCAAUGAGGACUAUAUUGGAAGUGGUUGGUCACGAGGACAUAUGGCUCCAGCUGGAAAUAAUAAAUUCUCAUCUAAAGCCAUGGCUGAAACUUUUUACCUUUCUAAUAUCGUGCCUCAGAAUUUUGAGAAUAAUGCUGGCUACUGGAACAGAAUGGAAAUGUACUGUCGAGAACUGACAGAGAGGUUUGAAGAUGUUUGGAUAGUAUCUGGACCAUUGACUUUACCGCAGACUGGGAGUGAUGGAAAGAAAACAGUUAGUUACCAGGUGAUUGGCCAGGACAAUGUGGCUGUCCCCUCGCAUCUUUUCAAGGUGAUCCUGGCUCGCAGAAGCCCACUGUCUGCAGAACCACUGGUGCUCGGGGCCUUCGUGGUCCCCAAUGAAGCUAUCGGCUUCCAGUCCCAGUUAAGCGAAUUCCAAGUGAGCCUCCAGGACCUGGAGAAGUUGUCCGGGCUUGUGUUUUUCCCUCGUUUGGAUAGAACUAGUGAUAUCAGGAACCUCUGCUCUGUGGACACCUGCAGGCUCCUGGACUUCCAGGAGUUCACGCUUUACCUGAGCACGCGGAAGCUCGAGGGAGCUCAGACCGUAGUCAGGCUGGAAGCCAUCAGGGAGAAUCUGAGGAACGCGGGCAUUGAGCCUGAUGAUUACUUCCUGAAGCGCUAUGAAAAGAAAUUAGAAGAACUCAAAGCUAAGGAGCAGUCAGAAAAGCAGCCAGAAAACCCAGAGGAAAAGCCAUCUUAGUCUUAGUCCCCGGAGCUGUGGGGCGCGGUGACAGCCACGUCCUGCGCAGGCUGGCCCUCUGCAAGGCACUCCCCCUGG
This is a messenger RNA of Sorex fumeus (smoky shrew), 1237 nucleotides long. RefSeq names its product exo/endonuclease G (gene EXOG). The transcript has 6 exons. Gene Ontology annotation, biological process: apoptotic DNA fragmentation. Bases 56 to 1159 code for a protein of 367 amino acids. Gene Ontology annotation, cellular component: mitochondrial inner membrane; nucleus. Gene Ontology annotation, molecular function: metal ion binding; 5'-3' exonuclease activity; RNA endonuclease activity. NCBI's taxonomy places the organism in Eukaryota, Metazoa, Chordata, Mammalia, Eulipotyphla, Soricidae. The record is from RefSeq and is a predicted model, not a curated record.